Molecule: messenger RNA, 1224 nt
Organism: Solanum dulcamara
Lineage: Eukaryota; Viridiplantae; Streptophyta; Magnoliopsida; Solanales; Solanaceae
Product: loganic acid O-methyltransferase-like
Exons: 3
Coding region: 73-1101 (342 amino acids)
Biological process (GO): methylation
Molecular function (GO): S-adenosylmethionine-dependent methyltransferase activity
Source: RefSeq, a predicted model, not a curated record
UAAAGUGCAAAAGCUAAUUACUAGAAGAAAAAGACAAGUUGAAAAAUAAUAAGAAGAAGAAUAUUAGACAUAAUGACAACAUCAUUCCCCAUGAAUGAUGGUGAUAGUGCUUAUAGCUACUUCGAAAACUCCAACAUACAGAAAGAAGUGAUAGAUGGUGCAAAGGAGAUAGUGAGAGAUGCAAUUAUUGAAAAACUUGACGUUGAAAUCAUGUUAUCUUCUUCACACACAUUUCGUAUUCUAGAGUUGGGAUGUUCAAUUGGACCAAACACUUUUUGUGCAAUGCAACAUGUUGUAGAUGUUUUAAAGGAAAAAUACCAUAAUAUUAUUCUUGAAUUUCAAGUAUUUUUCAGCGAUCAUGUGGACAACGAUUUCAACACCCUCUUUCGAUCACUACCCAUCGAUCGAUCCUACUAUGUAUCCGGAGUUCCAGGAUCUUUUCAUGGUAGAUUAUUUCCAUCGCGAUCGAUACAUUUUGCUCAUUCUUCUUGUGCUAUACAUUGGUUAUCUAAGAUUCCAAAAGAGUUGUUUGAUGAAAAAUCUCCAGCAUGGAAUAAGGGAUUGAUUCAUUAUAUAGAUACAUCAAAUAUUGAAGUAGUGAAUGCUUAUGUUGCUCAAUUUGAAAAGGAUAUGGAAAUGUUCUUCAAUGCAAGAGCUGAGGAGAUUGUUCCUGGAGGAAUGAUGGUGCUUAUUACACCAUUUUUAAGUUGCGUACGUCUCCUGAAAUUUUACAAUUCUACUCUUAUGGAUUUGAUGAAUGAGGGAAAGUUAGAUGAAUCUUUACUUGACUCAUUCAAUUUGCCAAUGUAUUUUCCUUCUCCUGAAGACAUGACUAAAGUGGUGGAAAAAAAUGGUUGUUUUAGCAUUGAGAAAUUAGAGUUAAUAUAUACCAAAUCAAAGCUUGUGGAUGAGGCUGAUGCAAAGACUAUAAUCAUAAACCUAAGAGCUGCUUUAGAAGGACUUUUCAUUAAUCAUUUUGGGAGUAAAAUAGCAGAAGAAGUUUUUGCAAGAAUUAUUCUCAAAAGUGAAGAGAUUUCAGCAUGGAUGAAAGUUAAUUGCAACAAAUCAUGCCAAUUAUUUGUUGCUUUGAAGCGUAAAUGAAUUUCUAUGGAUGAAUCUAUGUAUAUAUAUUAUAGGGAAAAUAACAUUCUUAGUCUUUUUGUUAUUGUAUUCCUUAUUUUAGUUUGUGAUAUUCGACUAUAAGUAUGUUCGACCUUCAAUUAA